AUGAGAGAAAUCAUAAGCAUACACAUUGGUCAGGCUGGAAUUCAGGUCGGCAAUUCCUGCUGGGAGCUUUAUUGUCUCGAACAUGGCAUUCAGCCCGACGGAAUGAUGCCUAGUGACACAUCUGUGGGUAUUGCAAAUGAUUCAUUCAAUACCUUCUUCAGCGAAACCAGUGCUGGCAAGCAUGUACCUAGGGCUAUUUUUCUUGAUCUUGAACCCACUGUUGUUGAUGAAGUUAGGACUGGGUCGUACAGACAACUCUUCCAUCCCGAGCAACUCAUUUCUGGUAAAGAGGAUGCUGCCAAUAACUUUGCAAGAGGACAUUAUACAGUUGGUAAGGAUAUCGUUGACCUAUGCCUUGAUCGAGUUAGGAAGCUGGCAGAUAACUGCACCGGCUUGCAAGGAUUUUUGGUAUUCAAUGCUGUUGGUGGUGGUACUGGUUCUGGUCUCGGAUCCCUGCUUCUUGAGCGUUUGUCUGUUGAAUAUGGCAAAAAGUCAAAACUCGGCUUUACUAUUUACCCAUCCCCUCAGGUUUCUACGGCAGUGGUGGAGCCCUAUAACAGCGUUUUGUCCACUCACUCCCUUCUAGAACAUACAGAUGUCGUGGUGCUAUUGGACAAUGAAGCUAUAUAUGAUAUUUGCAGGAGAUCCUUGGAUAUCGAGAGGCCAACUUACACGAAUUUGAACCGUUUAAUCUCACAAAUAAUUUCAUCAUUGACCACUUCCUUGAGAUUUGAUGGGGCCAUUAAUGUGGAUAUUACUGAGUUUCAGACAAACCUUGUGCCCUAUCCCCGUAUCCAUUUUAUGCUGUCAUCUUAUGCACCAGUAAUCUCAGCAGCUAAAGCUUUCCAUGAGCAAUUAUCUGUUCCUGAGAUCACAAAUGCUGUAUUUGAACCUUCGAGUAUGAUGGCCAAGUGCGAUCCACGACAUGGCAAGUAUAUGGCGUGCUGUUUGAUGUAUCGUGGUGACGUUGUUCCAAAAGACGUUAAUGCUGCUGUUGCUACUAUUAAAACUAAAAGGACCAUUCAGUUUGUUGACUGGUGCCCGACUGGUUUCAAAUGUGGCAUCAAUUACCAGCCUCCAACAGUGGUGCCUGGUGGUGAUCUGGCACGUGUACAACGUGCAGUGUGCAUGAUAAGCAACAACACAGCAGUGGUGGAAGUAUUCUCUAGAAUUAAUCACAAAUUCGAUCUCAUGUAUGCUAAGAGAGCAUUUGUGCACUGGUAUGUUGGUGAAGGUAUGGAGGAAGGUGAGUUCUCUGAAGCUCGUGAGGAUUUGGCUGCCCUUGAAAAGGAUUAUGAGGAAGUUGGUGCCGAAGGUGUCGAUGAUGAAGAUGAAGGGGAAGAGUACUAAAUCAUUCAGAUGGUAUUAUGUCUAAUGUUUUUUUCUUUUUAAUUUUUGCCACACCACACAAUUCUUUCCAACUCCACAUGCUUUGUCUGUCAAUCUUCAGAUUUUGAGGGUUUUCGAUUUCAGGAAAAUUGGGUUUUUUUUCUAUUUGUUUCUACUUAUUAAUUUUUGAAUGAACUCUCUUUGCUUGUAGUAAAUUCACGUGUGCUAUUGAUGAUGUCUUUAGUAAUCCAUUUACACUGUGAAUGUGAA
Erythranthe guttata (spotted monkey flower) is the source of this 1599-nucleotide messenger RNA. RefSeq names its product tubulin alpha-5 chain. Gene Ontology annotation, biological process: microtubule-based process. Lineage: Eukaryota; Viridiplantae; Streptophyta; Magnoliopsida; Lamiales; Phrymaceae. Gene Ontology annotation, molecular function: structural constituent of cytoskeleton; GTP binding. The record is from RefSeq and is a predicted model, not a curated record. Gene Ontology annotation, cellular component: microtubule.